CAUCACUAGAUAAACUUCUGCUAUUUUAAAAUGAAGAUGUAAUAAGGAUUUACUUCCUCUUGAAUUCACAAGCGGAUCCAGAAUUUUUGAAUAUGAUGAAGACUGCAAUUGUUUCCCUUUUCUUCUCAGCUCUUAUAUAUUUGAGUUCAGAGAAAUGCAACAUAAUAAUGUGUACAUUACUUGCACGAACAAUGAGUCAGACGGGGAUAACCAGAGAGGAUAUUGAUCCAACAGUCUGCCCUUAUCUAAGAGUCAAGUUCGCUGAAUAUUACAAUGGUGCUCUAGCUGUAGACAAGCGAGUCUCUGAUACCUAUCCAUGGCUAUGGGACGCUAAAGUAAAAAAUCCAAGUAUGAAAAUUGUGCUAACAUUCCUUAAUCCCGUUGGCGACGAUAAAUUUUAUGAGAUGUACAGAACGCCAUACCAAAGACUCAAAUUUAUUCCAUUGCUAGUAACACACUUAAGAAAUAACAAAUUUGAUGGAGUGGAAUUAGACUUGGAUAUGGGAGUAGGACUCAGAAGCCCAGAGCGUUACCAUUUUGAUCGUUGGGCGGAUUUCGUGCAGGUCGUACAAAGUGCUUUGGUAGAUGAAGCUACGCGCUCAGGGAAACCUAAAAUUGUGCUGUUUGGACGAAUCGAUGAGCGAAUAAUGCACAGUUACGAAUUCUAUAACGUUCCUAGGAUGUAUAGACAUUCGGAUCUCGUUAUCUUGGAAGCGUGGCCAUUUUACUCCCAGAAGCUUGGACCUAGAUUUAACAUAUCUUUAACGGGUACACACCACUGCCAAAUUUACAAGACCAAUGAAAAUGACAAAAAUUGA
This is a messenger RNA of Biomphalaria glabrata, 818 nucleotides long. RefSeq lists its product as uncharacterized. Gene Ontology annotation, biological process: carbohydrate metabolic process; chitin catabolic process. The coding region runs from base 93 to 818 and encodes 241 amino acids. The transcript is spliced from 6 exons. NCBI's taxonomy places the organism in Eukaryota, Metazoa, Mollusca, Gastropoda, Planorbidae. The record is from RefSeq and is a predicted model, not a curated record. Gene Ontology annotation, molecular function: chitin binding; chitinase activity. Gene Ontology annotation, cellular component: extracellular region.